GAGGAGGAGGGAGGAGGAGCGCGCCGCCUCGCUCAGUGUCCAAGACGAUGUCGUGGUGGUCGUGUGUGCCCUGAACUUGUACCCAGUUCUUUUGUGAAAUAUGCGUCCGUCCAUUAGAUGCCUUUGCUCACGUGUGUCUGAGAAAUAUAAUGUGUAGUGGUGAUAUAUGUAGUUAGUAGCCGACAUGCUGCGGUUUUUCAGCAAGAGAGUCGGGCGCAAUGCCCAGAAAUACAAGACAGUAGACGACGGGCGAUCUUCGGCCGUACCCAAACCUAAACAUAUUCUCCCCUGCAAGGUCAUUCUCUUGGAUGAAACGGACCUCUCCUUCGACAUUCCGAAAAAGUCUCUGGGGCAGGAACUGUUCGAGCGGGUAGUGUACUCCCUCGACAUUAUCGAGAAGGAUUACUUUGGCCUGCAAUAUACCGACGCCAACCAUGUCCCCCACUGGUUGGAUCCAACAAAAACUAUUAAAAAACAAGUUAAAAUUGGUCCCCCAUACACCUUCCGCUUCAAGGUCAAGUUUUAUUCUUCUGAACCUAACUUGCUGAGGGAGGAGUUAACAAGGUACCAGUUCUUCUUGCAAUUGAAGCACGAUAUUCUCUCUGGGAAACUGGAGGUGCCCUACCAGCAGGCUGUUGAGCUCUUUGCGCUCAGCCUUCAGUCUGAACUUGGUGACUAUGAUCCAGACAUUCACACAGUGGGGUUCGUUUCGGAGUUCCAUUUUAACCCCCUCCAGACCGAUGCGAUGGAGGAGGACACGCUAGAAAAGUAUAAAGAGUGCACUGGACUGACACCAGCGCAAGCUGAACAGAGCUAUUUGAACAAAGCCAAGUGGUUGGAGAUGUAUGGUGUCGAUAUGCACACAGUCCUGGGCAAAGAUGGUCAGGGAUACAGAUUGGGUCUCACCCCAACGGGGAUUUUGGUCUUUGAGGACGAAACGAAGAUCGGACUCUUCUUCUGGCCCAAGAUAACUCGUCUAGACUUCAAGAAGAAGAAGUUGACACUGAUGGUGGUUGAAGAUGAUGAUGAGGGCCGGGAACAGGAGCACACCUUUGUCUUUAGAUUGCACAACGAAAAGGCGUGUAAACACCUAUGGAAGUGUGCAGUUGAACACCAUUCCUUUUUCCGUUUGAAAGCUCCCAGUAAGGGACCCUCGGGAAGGCAAAACUUCUUCAGGAUGGGUUCAAGGUUUAGGUACAGUGGACGCACAGAGUUUCAAACAACCCUCCAGCAGCGCACUAGGCGCACAGUGCAAUUUGAACGUCGACCAAGCCAGCGGUUUGCCAGACGUCAAAGCCACGUGGUGCGAGAAAAGCAGCGUAAAAGCGUAUUAGAAAAAAAGUUAGAAAAUGGAAAAGGUGGCAGUACUAAUGAAAACACUGCCGUAGGUACCAUCAUUGCUACAACUAUUGCUGCCUCAGAUAUGCCUGCAAGUAAUGUGGCAACUACAACAGCCAGCAGUAUCAGUAGCAUCUCCAGCAUCAACAAACCAGUUAUUUCAACUUCCAGCACUUCAACCAUUCCAUCGUGCACCACCACACCACCUCCGUCUCCUCUUGAUGCUCCCUCUUCUCCCAUACCUUCUAAUAACAUAUCUCUCGUGUGUCCGGCUGUUUCGGCAGUAAUUUCUCAAUCUUCCUCAUCUCCCACAACGUCAACCUGUGCUGCUGCUGCUGGGGCUUCUGUACCAUCAAAUGAAGAAACAGAAGAUGCCACGUAUGCUGCUGAAGACAGGCUAGACACCUUGAUUAAGAGCUUGGCCAAAGACACAUCAGUACCAAGCUAUUUGGACAGUACAGUCAAUGAGCUGGCCAGGGCUAAGCCUUGUCAGAAAGAGGUCGGGGCAGAGGCCUUGCCACAGCCCACAGGGGCUAUAGGUAAGAGUGAAGCAGAGCUGCUGGUGAACAAGAUGAAAAACUUGGACAGUUGUAAGAGCAACAGUAUUAAUGGGGCUGGAGCAAAGAUUUCAUCAAGCACCACCAAGGUGAAGGACAUCAAUGUGGUGGUGAUUCCAAACAACCAAGCCACACUCACCAAGAACACUGCUCGUCCAAUUCCUCCCGACCAGUUUAAGUCCAAUAUUCUGAAAGCCAAGGCUGAAGAAGAGUUGAAGAAGGGACCCCUUAGUGUAGAGAUUGACAAAGCUUCCAUUGGAAAGCUCAAAAUUUCAAAUGGGGAGGUGGCAGAUAGUACAGCUUGUAGUGAAGACCCAGAGGGGGCCAUUGAUGGGUGGUGGAUGACACUUUUUUCUAAGGCAACUACCGUAUUGAACAAUGGUUCUCUUCCUCGCAUGAAGAAAGCUGGUAAUACUGAUAUAUGUGGGAAUAAUGAAGGUGCUACGUUUGUAUCUGUGGGAGGCGACAAGCUGACUUUGUCCCUUGGUGCCGUUGGUGUUGGAGAGAGUGGAAGCAGCAUCAAUCCUCCCCAACAUUUAUUGGAGGCAUGGGAAGGGAGGGAGCAGCCUGGUGAGGACUCAACACCUCUCCUCAGCCUAGACCCACCAGUUACAGUCACCCACUUCACUACCACCAGCCAGAGUACACCCCUAGAUCGUCUCACUCUUCCCUCGAAAGAUCUCACCGAUUCAUCUUCAAUUUCAUCUACCACCACAAACAUCUCUGUCUCUGCCACUAACAGUUUUAACAGUAAUCCCUUCAAUCCAUUUGCAUCUAGCAUUUUCGGUAUGAGCAAUCCUUUCAGUUCUGCAAGUAAUAUAACUAAUAAUCCCUUCAGUGUGUCUACCACAACUGCCGCUGUCAUCAUCUCAAACCCCUUUGUGAAGUCCUCCCCUUCCUCCCUGAGCUCCACAACGUCAACCCUGACUGGAAGCAAGCCGGCUUCCAGUAGUGGGGCUGAGGAAGUGCUGGGUAAUGGUGAGGUCAACCCUAGUCCUCCUUAUUCUCCCUCUGAUACUCCGGCCGAAGGUGUUCCAUCCCCACCCCACUCACCCCGCUCCUUCACAUCAUCCACGUCCUCUCAGGCCAGCUCCCCCUCUUCAUUUUCACCUGACCAACUGGCAACACACGAUACUGAUAAAGAAACAACCUUUUCGGGAAACCAGCCUGUGACACGAUCGGUGUCGUCCACAAGCAACCGCAGCUACACAGUAAGUAAGAGCACCACUAACUCGGCCCUUAGUCAGAUGUCUCCUUGGCUGGUGGCUGAUCCCCCAACACCUCUACCCUCAAACAAACUGGAGGUCCCCAAGAUGCGCACGGUGAUAACCACGGAGCUGUAACCACUCCACAGUCAACUUGCACUUUUUUUUUCUUUACACAAGACGUGUGUGUGUAAUAAGACUUAUUCCUGUCUUAAUGAUAUUUACUUUUCAUAUUACACAGGAAUUGUUGCUUAGAAUUCCCAUAUUAUAAAAACAAUCCUGAUAUUUUGUUUGUAUAAACAGAUGAAUAUCUUUUAUGUAGUUAAAAAUAUCUUUCCAGUAACUUAAGUUUAUCCUUGAAGGGAUUGCAGCUAUUCCUCAGUAUUGUAAUGGUAAUAUGAUGUGCCUUCUCAGCCUUUCCAUUAUAAUUAAGAUUAACUGUAACUAUGUGUAUAUAGUCAUCUCAUAAUUAUCAUGCUGAAUGGUUAAUUGUAAUGAUCUCGCAAAGUUUUGUCUGGUAGUUUACGUGGAAGUGGAAUUUUCUUGGCUGCUGGAAUGUGGGUUUUAUUAUUUAAGUAUUAAUUACUAGAUGCAUACCAGCUGGACUGAUGAUGUGAAGAUCUUUAGAUACUGAAUCAUCUCCCUCAUCAAGGUUUCAAGUAAAGGAUAUUUUUUUAAAGGAAUUAGUGUGUUUAAGGUUUCAUUUAGAAAAUUAAAAAGCUUAUUAACUUGCUAUUUCAUACAAUAUUUAAAUUUGAUACAUUAAGCACUUGAUCCGAACUUGAGGAUUAGGUCAGAAUAUUUAUUUGUCCAUCAAGUUGCAUCUGAGUAGUUUUGGGCUUGACCAAUGUUUAAAAAAAUAUAGUCGAUAUAUAAUAUUUCUUUGUAGAUUUAAUUGUUAUAAAUAUUAAAAAUAUUUUAAAAUUUUGUUUACACUACGGUAUACAAGUUCAAAACCUCUGAACUGUAAAUCAAGGGUACUCAACCUAUUAUAGUUUUGUAUAAAGGAUCUGUGCAGUCUUGUGAUAUCCAAAAUUAUUUGACUAAUACUGUAUGACUGUUUUGGAUAAAAUAACCAUGUAAUCAAUGUUGAGAAUCGAUGAUUUACAGGUUCCCUGCGACUGGUAGAUAUAUAAAAUGCUAUGAGUUUCGUUUGAGAUAAUUAUCUUGGUUGAUCUUACAAUUAACUAUUCCUCAUUUAAUAGUAUCAAUGAAUAUCCUCUACAUAUAUAUAUAUAUAUAAUAUUUGGGCUUGUGUGUCAAAAAUGCCUUGAAACUUUAAAGCCGGGCCAACUGUAAAAAGUGUUGCUAGUCUUGUGUUGGUGCCAGCUUGCUGUAACACAUGCUCCUGGCCCCCCUAUCUUUGUAUAGGGUAUCUUCUUCCUGCACAUGUACUUUAUAUAGCUGUGUUUAGAGGCUCAAAGAUGCAAGCUGUCGUUAAAUGAUGGAGAUGCUCAGUGUGCCAAAUCCUGUGCAAUAUUAUGUAUCAAGCCUUAACAGUAGGUCUUCAGCAAAACACACUUGCUGAAUUUCUUCUAAAAAGGCUAUAAGUACAAUGUGCUUUUCAAACUUUGUCUUAAUAAAGGAUAUGAAGUUGAAUGAUCUCCAAAAGGAGAAUUGUGUUAAAGCUAAGGUGUUAAAUUUAAUUGUACAAGUUUUUUUUUUCUUUCUUUUUUUAAUGCUAAUCUCAGGACUUAUUGAACAACAGGCAAUUUUUCUCCUUAUCAUUUGGUGGUAGGACUUCAAAAAUUGGUAUCAGGAGUGCAAGGGGUCUACUGUCCUGACCCAAUAUGCAGUAGCUGUUGUAGCUGACCCAAGACUAUUACAACAUAUUUUCUUGGCCAUGGUAUGGACUGCAUUCUGAUGUAAUGCAUGCAUGUAGACCAUAUGACUUUAUUAAUGUAGCAUGCAGCACUGCAUAAUCCCAUGUGUGUGUUAUUCGUAUGAAAUAGGACCAAUUUAAAAUCUGAAAUAUAUUUUUAUAGGGUAAAUAUGCAACAGAUGUUACAUGAUUCAGUUUAAUUGCAGCUAUAAGUUUUCAAGUGAUUACUUCAAUUUCCAUGAUAUUGAAAAUAAGGCAGAAAUACACAGAAGCAAAUGUUUGAUAAUUUUCAUCAUCAUACUGCAUUUCAUAUAUUCAAUAUGUAAACUGUUUAAAGCUAUGGCAACUUGGAUAACUAACCUCAACAGUGGAUAUGAGAGUGUGUUGUUUGUACAGUGAGGGUGUAAUAUAUGUGCGUGAUAUGA
This is a messenger RNA of Procambarus clarkii (red swamp crayfish), 5347 nucleotides long. Lineage: Eukaryota; Metazoa; Arthropoda; Malacostraca; Decapoda; Cambaridae. The record is from RefSeq and is a predicted model, not a curated record.